AUGUAUGACACCUGUCAGAGGGCCCCUGGGGGAAAUGCCACCCCUGGGAGGGCCUUUAGGGGCUCCGGCGCUUCUGGGAAAACCCCUGGUGGCUCAACCGGCCCUGGGCGGGUCCCUGGGGGCGGCACCGGCCCUGGGAUGACGCUUCGGGGCGCUGUCGCCCAAGGGAGGACCCUUGGGGUCGUUGCCGCCUCUUGGAGGGCCCCCGUCACUCCUGGGAGGGCCCUUGUGGAUUAUGACGCCCCUGGGAGGGACCCUGACGGCUCUGCCACCCCUGGGAGGGCCCUUGUGGGCGCCAGGGCCCCUGGAAAAGACCGUGAAAGGGAACCUGGGGUAGUUGCCAACCCUGUGGGGCUCCUGGAGGCUCCGCCACCCCUGGGAGGGCCCCUGCGGGCGCCGUCUCCCCUAGGAGGGCCCCUUGGGGCGCUGCCACCUUUGGAAGGGUCCCUGUUGUUGCCCCCGUCCCUAGGGCCCCUGGGAGAGGUACCACCCCUAGGAGGACGUUUGGGGUCGCUGUCGCCCAAGGGAGGGCCCUUGGAGUCGUUACCGCCUCUUGGAAGGCCCCCGUCACUACUAGGAGGGCCCCUGUGGAUUACCACGCCUGGGACUCGAAAGGCCUGCGAGGGCCUGGCGCCGGGGCCCUGGAAAAGCCCCCAAAGGGAAGCUCGAUAG
Molecule: messenger RNA, 672 nt
Organism: Homarus americanus (American lobster)
Lineage: Eukaryota; Metazoa; Arthropoda; Malacostraca; Decapoda; Nephropidae
Product: MAGE-like protein 2
Exons: 2
Coding region: 1-672 (223 amino acids)
Source: RefSeq, a predicted model, not a curated record